This is a messenger RNA of Sycon ciliatum, 1825 nucleotides long. Its product is annotated as cobalamin trafficking protein CblD-like. The transcript has 6 exons. The coding region runs from base 249 to 1154 and encodes 301 amino acids. The record is from RefSeq and is a predicted model, not a curated record. Gene Ontology annotation, biological process: cobalamin metabolic process. Gene Ontology annotation, cellular component: mitochondrion. Lineage: Eukaryota; Metazoa; Porifera; Calcarea; Leucosolenida; Sycettidae.
GUUUUCUUGUCCGGGGCAAGUCAUCUCUACAACUCUUGUACUUUAGUUGUAGUGCAGUGUAGUCUUCGGCUGUUUUGUCGUCUUUGUCUUUUACCCGAGUGCAUGUAGAUUAGUUUGAGGAAUCCAUUCGUGCAUCUACUACGAUUAAUAGCAAAAUUAGCAGUGAGGAAGUUAGUUAUUUUGUCAUCUCUGCACCAGAGUGGCAGAGAACGUACUUAGAGAAUAGGUUGAUACUGUCAACAACAACCAUGGCGAAGGUGACGACGUGCAUGACAAACAUUCGCGUAUUGUUGAAUAAUAUGCGAAUGUCAACGUCUGUUCCGGCCACGUUCGCUGCCCUGGAAGGUGCCACCAAUUUCUUCAUCGUAGAUUCACGUCAUGUUGAGGAGCUGUCCAGCCCUGAGCCACGCGUGGAUCGGUUUGCUGCAGUUGACACACAGUCAGUCGGCGCUGCCGUCAAGAAGAGCUACGCGUUCCCCAUGCCGGGCCUUGUCGGACCCAACAUGUCCAGUGACAGGUCGUCAGUAGAGUUUUUGCGUGCUACCGGCGGGGCAAGUGAUGCACAGCCUGUAGAGGACGACAUGAGCAUGGAGGAGUUCCAGAAAGCACUGUCCAACAUCACUGAGGACAUGACAGUCCAACCGAUGGGAAAGCCUUCUCCAUUUGGUCAGGACUUGCUGGAGUGUGAAUGCAGCGUGCAGACAGUUAAUCGGCGUGUGCAGCGCAGCAUGAUGGAGAUGUUCCCCGAGGCGCCAGCCCUGCCACGCGACGGGCUCACCAUCAUGACGGUCAGCCAGCAUACGCAUGCAAACAUGUCAAACUGGUCCGAUUCGGUUGCCGAGGAGCGCGAUGAUGCUCUUGCCAGGUUCCUGGUGAUAGCGAAGUCGGCAUGUGGGAAAUUGAUGGCAGCAGGGUACUGGGCUGAUUUUGUCGAUCCUCACUCGGGCCGAGCGUUCUAUGCUUCCCACACAAAUAAUACACUAACGGAGACGGACGAGCGCAUGAGGCACCUUGGCUACACUGUUGAAGACCUGGGCUGCUGCAAGUGCCUGAGCCAUCCCAAGUGGGGAACGCAUGUAUUCGGUGGCGUUCUGGUCACCAAUGCACCUGUUGACAGUCCAGCGCUGGCAUCUAUUAUUGGCAACAGGUCUUAGCUCCCCACGUUGGCUUUCUUUUCUGAUAAUGUCUAGUCACAGUAGUAGUAGUAGUGGCACGCGUUCUCUUUUGAUGUAUGUGCUUGUGUGUGUGUGUGCGUGUGGGCUUCCUUUGCGGCCAGUGUGGCUGUGAGUGUGUCUGGGUUGUUCUCCUCUCCUUGAAGACUAUUUAAAUUGUUCUAACAAAAUCCAGUUGGCUAUGCAAGUGUAGAUGGCACAUAGCACCAUGCCACUGCACUCAGUGGCUAGUUUUGUCAUAUUUGGGUUCAUUUUUGUUUCACCCACCCGUUCCUUUAUCACUGCUACAGUACAUAAGUCGAUACAUGUAGUACUAUCACUGCUACAGUACAUAAGUCGAUACAUGUAGUACUACAUUGUAACUCCGUUUCACAUCAUGUACACAGCUGGCACUCACAGCAUCAGUUCUCUAGUGACUCCACAUUCUGUCCGUGCAGCAUUAUCACACUACUAUUAUCUUACGCCUUCAGUAGAUGCACUGCCAUUGCUGUUUUCGCCCGUGUGUGUGAGCGACUUCCUGUCAUUUUAUCAUUAUGAAUUUUUUAUGGCUCACCGCUUAUGUUCAUAGUCAUUUCUAUUUCAAGUUCAGAAUCCGAAAAUAAUUAGGAGAUUGUCGUACCAGACAGUGCACUUGUGAGCAAGCUCCAGACCAA